Molecule: messenger RNA, 579 nt
Organism: Didymosphaeria variabile
Lineage: Eukaryota; Fungi; Ascomycota; Dothideomycetes; Pleosporales; Didymosphaeriaceae
Exons: 2
Coding region: 1-579 (192 amino acids)
Source: RefSeq, a predicted model, not a curated record
AUGGAUAUAGCCUGGAACCCAUGGAUGGGAAUGGAUUCGAACUCGUUCGAAAUCGAAGGCAAUGAUUGCAACAACUGGAAAGUUGUACGGCCAUUCCAACCCGAGGUAGAUGAGAUUCGAUUUAAUGCCCAAGCCACGGCCCCACUGCCUCUCGAAGCCGUUCAAGACUUAUUCAGAAUCUACAAAACAAAAAUUCAAUCACCGUUGGUACCCGCGUCGGGCGAUGCGUUGGAAGCAGUGUACGUGACCAAGGACUUUUUCCAGGCCUCUCCUGGUGGAGUUACAUCAGAUUCACUGAAGGAUGACACGCUGGCUUUCUUCUCAAUCGUCAUGUCCUACGCCAAGACUUCAACAGAUUUCAGCUCGGAGCCGGGUAGAAGUAUCAAGAGUAUCAUUCCGAUAAUGCCACGCAACGAUUUCACCACGAUCUAUAAGAGAUUGAAGGAGGAUAAUGCCAUACCCACCAUCGACGGAUCACUGUGGGACCUAGUCAGCAAGCUUUCAUGCUACAAGAAUGAAGGCGAUGAUGGCACCACUAUAGCGUAUGUUGAACGCAUCCCAGCUGCACUGCGAUGCUAA